Molecule: messenger RNA, 470 nt
Organism: Diabrotica virgifera virgifera (western corn rootworm)
Lineage: Eukaryota; Metazoa; Arthropoda; Insecta; Coleoptera; Chrysomelidae
Product: THAP domain-containing protein 2-like
Exons: 3
Coding region: 153-470 (105 amino acids)
Source: RefSeq, a predicted model, not a curated record
ACCAAAAGUGUGAUCACUCCGCCAUUUUGCUACUACAUUUUAGUCAUACCACGUCAAAUACUUGUUGUUUGUGCUUGGGUUACUGAAUUCGUUUAUUUCGCAGUGUUAUUUAAGUUUUAUUGUUUUUUGUGUGUUACAAACUAAAAAAGACAAUGGUAUCGUGCGCUAAGAGAAGUUGUAAUCAUAGAGCUGGUGUGGAUAAAAAGAAAACGUCUGGAAUAACAUUUCAUAGAUUUCCAAAGGAUCCAGAACAUAGAAAAAAAUGGAUUACUUUUGUAAAUAGAGGAGCUUGGGUACCUACAAAAUAUAGUGUGUUAUGCUCUAAGCAUUUCUCCGAAAAAUACAUUGACCGAACCUCCAGAUCUCUUGUUAGAUUAAGAGAUAAUGCUGUGCCCACUAUUGAUCUUAUGCAGGUACAUAAUAAUAAUAGUGAUUUCAACUUUCAACAUGUGGAGAAAAAGGCAGAUUGA